AUGAAUCACAGCAGCAUGACACCGGCGACGAAGCUCCUGGACGAGUUGUGCCUGUUGACGUCGCAGUCUCUGAUCUCCAUGGAAACAGCAGAACACUUCCAGGUCCUGAAGCUGCUGGGAGAAGGCUCCUACGGGAGAGUGAUGCUGGCCGUGCACAAGCAGAGAGGAACCCCGAUGGCUCUGAAGUUCUUCCCUCGUGAGUCGACCUCGAUGCUGACGUUCUUGCGGGAGUACAACCUCUCCCUCUCUUUCUGCUCUCACCCGUCCCUCACCCGCGCCCUGGGCAUCGCCUACUCCACCCCCUCACACUACGUCUUUGCUCAACAGGCCAGUCUGUGCGGAGACCUGUAUGACGUCAUCGUGCCAGAGGUGGGGAUGGAGGAGGACAGCUGUCAGAGGGUGGUAUCACAGUUGUGUGGAGCCCUGUCCCACUUGCACUCGCUGGGGUUCGUUCACAGAGACCUGAAACCGGAGAACGUCUUCCUAUGUGACACGGCAUGUCGCUGGGUCAAACUGGGAGACUUCGGCAUGGUCAAACCCAGUGGCACUCGGGUCCCAGAGGUGUGGUACAGCUCUCCAUACUGCCCCCCAGAGGCAGAGGUGGCACGGGGAAAUGUUGACAGUUGGACGUCUGGGGGCAAAGCCAAGGAGCGUCCUGAACGGGUGUGGGUCCCAGUGGAGCCCUGCACCGACAGCUGGGCCCUGGGCAUCCUCACCUACGCCAUGCUCACGGGCAGCCACCCCUGGUCCGAGACAUCCAGCGACUGCCGGUCCUACCUCAAGUACAAGGAGUGGAUUGAGUCGGUGAGAAGACCUGAGGCAGCUCCAGUGGCCCCUCAGUUCAGCGGCUUCACGGCUCUGGCCUGUACCUACUUCCAGAACCUGCUGGACCCCAGGCCUGAGCGCCGCGGGAAGCCUCAGGACAUGCUGGCUUUUCUGGGAGCGGAGUGGGUGAGGGAGGCGGAGAGGGAGAGGUUGGACCAGGAAAGGAGGAAGAGCAGUGUAAAUAUCAGGAGCAAGGAUUUACAAGAGACGAGAGAACACUGA
This is a messenger RNA of Knipowitschia caucasica, 1047 nucleotides long. NCBI's taxonomy places the organism in Eukaryota, Metazoa, Chordata, Actinopteri, Gobiiformes, Gobiidae. The record is from the annotation of a GenBank genome assembly.